CAAAGAGAGAAGUAACAUUUUGAAGUAUUUAUCUGGUCAUCUCCAACACAACACUUACCUUGAACUCUCAGAAUCAACCAUGUCCAACAAAUUGUUUUUCUCCCAGAAUCUUGUUUUAGGUGUCAUAACAACUAAAUCAACAACCUUAAAAUUCAACAACCACUUCUCAUUCCCAUUCUCACUCAAAUGCAGCAGCAUCACAACAUCUCAAUCAGAAUCAAUCACACAACCUUUUGCUGUAUCUUAUCUUAUCAACAAUUUUGAUUUCUCAACUGAAUCAGCUCUCAAAGCUUUCAACCUCAGGCAAGUUCGUUUCAAUACCCCAGAUAAUCCUGACUCAGUCAUCAACUUCUUUCAAAACCAUGGUUUUUCACACUCUGACAUACGCAUCAUCAUCAAAAAAGCACCAUGGUUACUUUCAUCACAACCCCACAAAAGGUUUUUGAAAACCAACAAGGAUACUAUUGUUUACUUAAUUCUAAAUUCAAGGUCGUUUAUAACUCCCCUUCACCUUCUAGAGGCUAAUAUCAAUUUGAUGGUUGAUUUUGGAGUUUGUGAUUCUGCCAUUGCUAGAUUGCUUCGAACUAGGAAAUCUAUAUAUUGUUCAAAUGAUUUGAUUAAGUCAUUGGAGGACGUUAAGGGUUUAGGGUUUGACCCUUCAACGGCCGCUUUUGGGACUGCUUUGGUGACCAAGCAUUGUAUGAGUAACAUACUUUGGGAUAAGAAAGUUGACGUCUUUAAGAAAUGGGGUUGGUCUGAUGAAGAUGUUAUUCGAGUAUUUAGGUGUCAGCCUAGUUUGAUGUUGGCUUCAAUUGAUAAGAUUAAUUUGGUGAUGAGUUUUUGGGUUAAUCAAAUGGGUUGGGAUCCCUUGGAACUUACUAAAUCUCCACUUAUGUUUGGUUAUAGUUUACCAAAACGGAUCAUUCCAAGAGCCUCAGUUUUGCAAUUUAUUUUGAUGAAAGGUUUGCGGAAAAAAAAUGCGAGCUUAGGUAGACCAUUUUCUUAUUCUGAGAAUAUGUUCUUGAACAAGUGUGUUUUCAGCUUUAAGGAGGAGUCUGAUUAUCUGUUGAAGCUAUAUGACGAAAAAAUGAAACUUGCAAAUACAACGGAGAACAAUGGGAUGCCAUCCACCAAAUGUAGUCUAUACUUCAAUCCAUGGACCAUAGUCAUCGAAGAGGGAGAGGAUAUGGAAUCCGGCAGCAAGGGGAAAAAUUUCUUGGGCAAAACAAGAUAAGUUAUAUAAUGAAAAUACGACUAAUUUAUGUUAUCACAGGUUUUUUUUUUUUCAAUGUUGUUUUCAGCCCAUCACCAAUUUUUUAUUAAAAUUUCUAUAAAUUUUUCUUGUAUGAAUUAUUUAGAUUUUUAUUGGGUAGUGUAUGAAAGACGUAGUUUUUGAUAGAACACUCUGGUUUCGUUUGAUUCAUGUAGCCGACGCAACUUAGUGGGAUAAGGCUUGGUUGCUGUUGUUGUUGUUUUGAUGUUUGAAACAAUGGUGCAGCAAUACAUGCAGAAACUUACAGACCAAUGUUGCGCCUCAUUAGACAUCUAAAAAACAAAACCAACAAUACGAUGAAGGAGGAUCAUGAGAACAGGGUUGAUGAACUACAAUAUAUUUUAUCAACAAUGGAUCACGUUUCCUUUAGCUUGCCAUAGCAUUUUCACUAAUUUCCUUCGCUUUACAUUCUGUUAGAACGGAUUUGUCAUUUUCCCUUGCUGCAAUUUGAUUCCAUUUUUGUGUUAUUCAUAUCAUGCGGAUCUGUUGACAUCUGGCUGUGAUCAUUGUAAUUGAUUGAAGACUAUUUAGCUAACUUUGAUUGAACGAAAAAGGCAAGCAAGAAUUAAGUCACAUUUUCCCUCUGUCAAA
Molecule: messenger RNA, 1864 nt
Organism: Medicago truncatula (barrel medic)
Lineage: Eukaryota; Viridiplantae; Streptophyta; Magnoliopsida; Fabales; Fabaceae
Exons: 3
Coding region: 80-1234 (384 amino acids)
Biological process (GO): regulation of DNA-templated transcription
Molecular function (GO): double-stranded DNA binding
Source: RefSeq, a predicted model, not a curated record